UCAUUCCUUUCUCAUUCUCCUCCAAUACAUUGUUUAUACCGAAGCAAUAUAAUUAGUUUUAUUUGUUUCUUAUAAACAAAUUAAAUUCACGUCUUCAUGACCUGAAAAUAUUAAAUUAAUUCAAUGAUGUUAUUGGAGCCAAUUCAAUUGAAAUUCCCUCGAAUGGCAACUUGAAGAAGAAGGCGAUGGUUAAGAAAUCUCUAGAACGUCAAUUGUCUGUGGAAGGAAAGCUUUCCCAUUCUGCACAAUUUCGUCUCUCUUCUUUUACGCUCUGCUUCAUUUUCUCUUGCUUAUAAGUUAAUAUGCAUGCACUGUUGAAGAAGAACAAAAUCAAGUAACAAUACACUAUCCAAGUCGCUUUCCCUGGAAAAUUUUCAAUUCACAGGCUGACGUUUCAUUAACAAUUUAAUAUAUUCUGAGGUUUGUUGCCAUUUCAUAUAAGACUAAAUAAUUGAAGUUUAAUCCAACCAUUGUUUAGUUGGAUUGAUAGAGGCUAAAACUUGAAGCCAUCAAAUAGUCAAGCAUCUGGUAUUCUUGUUAAAAUAAUUUCAAGUCUCAACCAUGGUUUCCCUGUUCAAGGUUCUCUGUUUUAGAGCUUUGCUUUUGUCAUAGUCGGUGUGCUUUCUCUUUAUUUUAACUGACUUCCUUUGAUUUCUUUAAUAUCUUACGUUUAGAUAAUUAGAUUUCUACAUCUGCCUCUUUUUGUUUAUUCAUUCCACCUAUUUCUUCUUCUGAUCGACUUGCUUCUCUAGUUUAUAUUCAGCAUCCAGGUUGUGUUCAACAGUCGAAAUUAACCUGAAGGUUUAUUUGAUAGCUUUAGCUUGAUUUUGCUUUUCUGCUUUUUCUGGCUUCCAUUAUUACGUUUUGUGGGUUUGGACAUACUUCUGUAACAAGAGAUUUCGGAGGUGUUUGUUUAUGAGAGGCGCAAAUAAUUAGAAUUAUGGGGAGGAACACUGAGGAACAGAUUGUUUCAGAAGCUGAAUCUAAGGACUUGACGGAGGGUGAAUAUAAAGGAUCCCUUUUCGCUUCUGUUUCCAAAUCACUGAUAGAAAAUGGCAGAGCAAGCAGUAUGGUUAUUAAGAAGGCACAUACUGUUAUUCCUGCACAUAUCGUAGCCGAAGCCAUAUCGACACUCCAUGGACUUGACCUCAGAUGGUCAGGUCCAAUCACACCAACAGAAAUGCAAUAUGUUGAACAGUAUGUCCUGGCAAAGUACCCUCAAUAUGCUGGCCUUGUUGAAGGAGAAAAAUUAGAUCUCUCCAGUCUUUGUAUCAGUGAAGAGACCUCAGAAGUCGCUCCUGAAGACAAGCGAAAGUCGCCUAGAAGUGGUGGUUCGAGAGAACCCUUCACACCCUCCUCUGGGAGCAAUCUCCCGGAUUUAGACAGAACCCAGUUGGAGCCAUCAAGAUUACUGGAUAUACUCACCAAGAAAUCAUCCUUUCCUGGAAGUUUCAUCUCAAUCCCUGAAAUCCAAGCUCGAAACAAGGUUUUGAAUAAUUGUGGAUUACCUGAUAGUGAGUAUCUUGUUCUCUUCACUCCAAACUACAAGGAUGCAAUGAUGUUAGUUGGGGAAAGCUACCCUUUCUUUAGAGGUAACUUCUACAUGAGCAUUAUUGGUGAAGAAAUGGAUUACAUAAGAGAAUUUGCCAGUUUCAAAGAAUCAAAAGUUGUAUUGGCGCCAGAGACAUGGUUGGAUUUGAGGAUCAAGGGAUCACAGCUUAGCCAGUAUUUCCGGAGAAAAUGCAAGCACACCCCAAAAGGAUUAUUCUCAUAUCCAGCUGAUGUCAAUGGGACACGUUAUUCCAUGCAUUGGGUUUCAGAAGCUCACAGGAACUCAUGGCAUGUUCUGCUUGACGCCACUGCAUUUGUUGUAGGGAAGGAUCGGCUAAAUCUUGCUCUUCACCGCCCUGAUUUUGUGUUAUGUAGUAUUGAAAAUACACAUGCACAACCUUCAAGGAUCAUUUGUCUUCUCAUCAGGAGGAAAUCCUUUGACACUUUAACAACAACUUCAACUCAGGCCAAUGAGUGAUAAGGGGUAUGUGCCAUUGCAUUUGCAUUUAUGCAAGUAUGUUUAAUGUCUCUAAACUUUGUUGAAACCGUGUUUGAAUUUUGCAAGAUCUAAAAGAGGAAGCAUUAAUUUUGCUUAGGUAAUAACCAUUCUAAUAAGAGUAGCACUAUGAACACAAA
Molecule: messenger RNA, 2187 nt
Organism: Mangifera indica (mango)
Lineage: Eukaryota; Viridiplantae; Streptophyta; Magnoliopsida; Sapindales; Anacardiaceae
Exons: 3
Coding region: 941-2029 (362 amino acids)
Source: RefSeq, a predicted model, not a curated record